This is a messenger RNA of Babesia microti strain RI, 624 nucleotides long. RefSeq names its product Iron-sulfur cluster co-chaperone protein HscB mitochondrial. Gene Ontology annotation, biological process: protein complex oligomerization; [2Fe-2S] cluster assembly. The record is from RefSeq and is a predicted model, not a curated record. Lineage: Eukaryota; Apicomplexa; Aconoidasida; Piroplasmida; Babesiidae. Gene Ontology annotation, molecular function: ATPase activator activity; protein-folding chaperone binding. Gene Ontology annotation, cellular component: mitochondrion. The transcript has 8 exons. The coding region runs from base 1 to 624 and encodes 207 amino acids.
AUGUACUCAUUCGUGUAUAGAUUACCUAGUAGUUUUACCGCCACAAAAAAUAGCAGAUUCCUAUCAUUUACUGCCAAGAGAUGUACCGAUUGUGACUAUUCCAGGAUAUACGUAUGCAAUACAUGUCAUUUGCCCAUGAUAAACAUUACAUCCAUAACGCCAUUUAACCUUUUCAAAUUACCGUUGCAAUAUAUGAUAGAUAAAACUGCGCUCAGAGCGUCAUACUUACAGUACCAAAACAUCUUACAUCCGGAUAAGCACUCAGGCCUAACAAAAAAUGAUCUGAAACUCAUUACUAAUAGCUCUAGUUAUGUGAACGAAGCUUAUAAGCUUCUGCUGGACGAUAAAAAACGGGGGAUAGAAUUGUUAUCACAGCUCAAUCAGGACAUAAAGUUAGAUGACUGUAACGUUAUAGAUAUUUUUGAAAUACAUGAAUCAAUUGACUCGUUAAAAUCAAGUUCAGAAGUGCAAAAUUUUAAAAACAGAAUGAAUGAAAGGAUAGACGAAAUAGUUAGUGAUAUUAAUAGAUACUUUAUUGAGAAGAAUUACGACCAGGUACGAUCCAAACUAUCCAUGCUGGGGUACUUUAGUGCAAUCAGUGACAGGCUAGAUUGUCAUGAUUAA